Plasmodium cynomolgi strain B is the source of this 5749-nucleotide messenger RNA. RefSeq names its product transcription factor. Lineage: Eukaryota; Apicomplexa; Aconoidasida; Haemosporida; Plasmodiidae. The record is from RefSeq and is a predicted model, not a curated record. The coding region runs from base 1 to 1152 and encodes 383 amino acids. The transcript has a single exon.
AUGAGUAACUUAUCUAAUUGGACCAAUGGCAUAGAAGGUGAGAGAGAUCAAGGAGAUAUGAAGGACACUAACAGGGAUCUACAAGUCGGAGACCCUACAUAUGAAUGCAGGAUGAAAGGGCUGCAGACAUUGGGGUGUUACAGUGAGGUUACUAAUCUGGGGGAAGCGGCUAGUUCAUAUAUGCAAGCCAGCCAACAGGGAUCUGCGAAAGAAUCUACUCACUCGAAUGUUAGCCUGGGAAAGGAAAGUCACAUGUGUGAACAAGUGAGAGCAAACAAUGACAUUCGCCUUGAGAGGCACGACUCGUGUGUCAAUAAUUUGGCGAACUCGUCGUUCGGUGGGAUGGAAGGGCCCCUACAAAAUGUUGAACCAGAUCAGGGUGACGCAGGCAUACUUGGGGGAGGAAGUGGCCAAGCAGGUGGUCCAGCAGGUGGUCAAGCAGGUGGUCCAGCAAGCCUUCAAGCAAGUGAUUACCAAAAUGGGCUUAUGAAUGACCACCCGGGUAGCCACACAAAUGACCGCGGAGUUAACCCGGGCGAGGCCGAACCCCCAGUAGAAGGUCAACAAUCCGUCGAACUGAACAAAAAUAAUUUGCACGACGGACAAAACGAAGAACUGGGGAACCAAACGAGCAGCCAUCUCCCGAUCGAAGAGGAACAAGCGGAUGGACAUUCCAAAUGGAGCCUCCAAGAAGAGCAUAGCAAAAUAACAAACGAAAAAAUUACUGAACCCGUGCAAAAAGAAAAUGAAGACUCAAAAAGAGUCCAUUCGAGCCAUGUCAAUGAUUAUACAUUUUUUGGACAACGAGAAAGGGAAGCAGUAGAGGUGGAAUGUAUGAGGAAUGAACCUGUCAAAGGUGAAACAUUGCUAGGGGAGGAUCCACGUGGUGAUUACUGCGAUGCUGGUAACGCAAAUUUAUUACCACCCCUUCAGGAGGAUCCAAACGAAUUGAUUAGUUCGGUUAAUCAGUAUGAACAUGCUCAGGUAAAUACAUUCAGCAGUGACUCCAAGCAAACACACGGAGAAGGUGAGGAGGAAAUGAGACCCACUUCUAAAGAUAACUCGAAUGAUGAGAUCGCAAACAAAUUAACAAGUCCAUCACCGGAGGAGGAAAAAAAAGGAAAUUUUCAACAUAGAGGAGAAGCAAAAUGAAAAAUGUAAAAAUGACGACGAGGUGGUAGAGAAGGAAAAUGGGCCAAGAGUUAGUGCCCCAUCUGAUGCGGCAAUAAAUUGUGAAAGCCUAGGCACUGAUGCCAGUAGAAGUAGUGACAGCAUGGUAAGCAGCGAAAGAGCUGUGAACCAAAUCGAAAAGAAUGAUCAAACAUGGAUCAAUUGUGAAAUAACUCAAAAUGAAUACAAAAAAAAAAGAGACAUUACAGAGGUAGGAGAUGAUUCCCAUUUAAGUAACGCUAAAAAAAAAAUUAAUUUUUCUAGCCCCGUUAAUAAUACCUUAACGUGUGACCACCAGGGGAGUGGAAACUGUGAUGAUGUCGAAUUUGAGGGAAGCAAAAUAAGCACUGCCCCGUGUGGUGCAUUAGGGUUUGAUGCGGCACAGGCCGAUGUGGAAGGGCCCUACAAGCCAGAUAUAAACGCAUGUGUGUCCAUGCCAUCUAGCGAAUUGAUAGCUGCGCACGGAACGGAAAAUAUGCCCCGUGAGGAAGCCACUGCAGGAAGGGAAACACCAAACGAUGCUUUACAGCCAUGCGACAUUGCGCACCCAAGCGGCAUUGCACUUCCAAACGGGGCUGUGCGUGAAAACGCCCCGCCGAACGCGUGUACUACUUUUAACGCACCAGAAAAUGUAAGUGAGAAAAUGCAGGACCUAGCAAGACUAGAAAAUCCUGACACAAUGCCUACCUCGGUGUACUCCAAAAUGGAUCCUAUUCCUUCAGAAACGCAUGCAGGAAAUGGAAUCUCCCCACCGAAUGAGGUCGCCCCUGUGGAUGCACCCUUGACAAAAUUGCCAUGCGCACCUUUUGACGUACGUGACGCUGAAGGGAAAUUCCCGAGGGGAGAAAAAAAUGGAAAAGAUGGAGAAGAUGAAAAAAGCAUAGGUAAAAGUGCAAAUGAAAAAAUAUUAAGCAGCCAUACAAUUGAAAACAACCUUGAAAGCGAAAAUAAAGCAGAGCGUAAAAUAGCUGUAGAACACGAAAUAGCUGUAGAACGCGACAUAGCUGCGAAACGCGACAUAGCUGUGGAACGAGAAAUAGCUGUGGAUCGCGACAUAGCUGUGGAACGAGAAAUAGCUGUGGAUCGCGACAUAGCUGUGGAACGAGAAAUAGCUGUGGAACGCGACAUAGCUUUGGAACGCGAAAUAACUGUAGAGGGUCAAAAAAAAACGGAAAAUAUUAAAAACGAAAAGAACCCCAACUGGGAAAAGAACCAGAAAAGCGAAGAAAUCGCGUCCAGUGAGAAAAACUACAAAGGCCAAAAAGGCACACCAAGAGAGCAAACCGCGCAAACUGCGCAAACCGAGCAAACAGCGCAAACCGAGCAAACCGCGCAAACCGAGCAAACAGCACAAACCGAGCAAACCGCGCAAGUAGCACUUCACACACCGAUGGAGCAAACCAAGCUAACCGCGCACACGCCAAACUCCGCCGCGAGUUCCCCCCCAGUUAGGAGCAGCAUGAGCUUCAACGAGGUGCCGCUGAGAAACCUGAACCAGGGCCUGAACCAUAAGCAGAUGCAGAGACAAAACUCGAAGCAGUUCCCGUCGCAGCACGUAGAACGCUACCCGUCCGACAACCAACCGUUCGCCAUGGACCAAGAGACAAACACCUUUUCGACAAACCUCCGCAGCAGUGUCGAACCUGUAGGAGCCAACAACUUGCAGAAGGAUCCCCCUAUGGAAAAUCUAAAAAACGGUGCUACCAUAAACGAUCACGUGGACAUGAGCACAUUAGGUGUAGAGAACCAAGGAGAGGAGCUGAAGGGACACCUGUCCUAUGGAACGAAUGGAAUUACCGAUGGUGACCUGGCUCGGGGCAAUCAUGUGACAAGUCUCAAAACAGCUGGUGUGACAAGUGCCCACCACAGUGGGAAUCGUCUAAACAGUGCAAACAGCGGAGCUAGCCGACGUAGUGGAAGCGGCGUAAACGGGGUAAGCAGCGUAAACGGGGUAAGCGGCAUAAACGGGGUAAGCAGCGUAAACGGGGUAAGCAGCGUAAACGGGGUAAGCGGCGUAAACGGGGUAAGCGGCGUGAGCGACCAGGGCGCGGCCAACUUCAUCAACGGAGAGCAGCUGGAGAAUUACCUGAACGAGCAAAUGAGGACGAGCAAUCCAUUGCACAAGGAACUUACAAUGGAUAUCAUCCCCAAGCAAAUAAUUAAAAAAAAAAUAAGUGAAGACACCACCAUUCAGGAAAAUGACAACGAUCACAUCGAAUAUAGGAACAAAGAAAUGGUGAUGAGAAAAGUUAGUCAAGAUACGAUCGUUAAUGAUAUGAUGGAAGAUAAUAAUCUAUCGAUGGAAAGGAACAAAGAAAUGAUUUUUAAAAAAAUUAGCCAAGAGAUACCCAUCAGCAAUAUCCAUAAGCCAAACGUUGGUCACGUAAAUAAUGAUCGCUUGAUGAAAAACACGAGUCUAGACACCACCAUCAGCUGUGUGCACAGCGAGAAUGUCGGGAGUGUGGGUAAGGACAUUAUCCUGCACAAAAUGGGUAAGCAAGAGACUGUGGGAGAAUUGCUUGGCGGGAUGAACGGCAUGAGUGGCAUGAGCAGGAUGGGCGGCAUGAAUGGGGUUGACGUGGUGAGCGGUAUGGAUGACAUGGAUGGCGUGGACAGCAUGAACGGCAGAAGCGACAUGCACCACGUGGACAGCAUGAACGGCAGAAGCGGAAUGCACCACGUGGACAGCAUGAACGGCAGAAGCGGAAUGCACCACACGGACGGCAGAAACGGCAGAAACCGCAUGCACCACGUGGACGAUUCAAACGAAGAAAACACGCGCGACGACCUGUACCACCAACACCACGUCCUGUAUAACCACAGCCCGCAGAGCGAAAUGAAUGAUCGAAAUUUUAAAGAGGAAAUGAACCUGCAAAGCAUGAUGGGUUUCCAAGACCAUCAAAAUCUAAUUAGCUGCACACAUAAUGACAGCCUGGGGAACCACUGCGAGGUAAACGGUGCACAUAACGAAAGCCUGAGGAACCACUGCGAGGUAAGCGGAGCAUAUAACAACGGUCUGAACAACCACAGUAUGCACAGCAACACCAAAGAAGUAGACAUGAGCAGUAACGUAGAUUUCACAGAUGACAAAUACAGUCAAUGGUUCGACACGAUCUACACAGUGUGCGUAAAAUUGGACGACCUCUGCUGUAAAUUGAAUUCGGAUUAUCCUCACUCCAUGCACAUAUGGGAGAGUAACGGAAACCCUAGUGUAUACGAUUUGAAGAGUGCAUUUCAGAACAGCAACAAUUUAAAAAUAUUUUCGCAGAGGAGUAAUCCAGUAGAUAAAGUUCCUGCUGGGGUUGCACCAACAGUUCCACCGAGCAUUUAUAACGACCUAAACAGCAGUGACAGCAGUGCCAAUAGCAACUACAGGUAUGCAGUUACUCAUGUUAGCAACCACAACGAAGGAGUCAUGAAAAACCAUGACCAGUUCGUACAUGAUAACUUCGAAAAUAACCUUUCUGCACAUGUAAAAAAUAAUUCAAAAGAUAUUGGACGCAUGUACGGAGUGAGCAACAUGAACAACAACAAUCAGUAUGUAAAAGAUUUGGGUCAUGUCUACUCACCUUGUGACGAACAUUUAAAGAGGAUCCAAACGAAGAACGAAGAUGGAAAAAGUGGCAGGAAAACACAACAUGAGUAUGCGCUCCACAGGGAGAUGUACAACCAUGGAAAUAGUAACGCCCUGCAGGAUAGUAGCCUCCUUUAUGACAGAGAAAAGAACGGUAUGAAGACCGACAUUGGAGUUAUACCUGGUGCGCUUUCGAAGGACGCCCUGGAAUUACUGCACGCUUACGGCAAAGCAGACCCGAGAGUGAAUGACAGAUUUAAGGUCGAACUGUACAACGCGCCUCCCCAGUACGUUACACACGGAGAUGGAACAGACGGGGCAAACCACAGCAACUGUGGCCACCGCGGUGCCACCCCCUUCAGUAGCGGCAUCCCCACAGUUAUAAACAACGGCAGUACCGGCACACCCCCCCGAAACGGAGACUCCCUAUCCAUGGCCAAAAAUUCAAACGCAAAGGGAUUAAUGCAAUACGUGAAGAAUGAACACAAUGACGGAUUCAAAAACGCAAACGAUGCAUCAGCAAACACCACCAAGAGAAAAAAAGGAGGCAAAAAAAACACAGCCAAUAGCAACAAAAGUGUAGAAAAAAAAAGUAUAAAAAAAUAUGGUACGGUUAGUAAAACAAAUACCAAAAUUAUAAAAAAUGAAAGCGAAUUUGAGUACCUGUUGGAGUUAUCCGAUAAAGAAGGCCCUAACCUAGAGAACCCUGAUGAUCUGAAAUGUGAUGUCGCAGGAGUUUAUUGGGACAAGAGGAGCUGGAUUGCCUCCUGGUAUGACAAUGGCAAGCGCUAUUACAAAUCCUUCUCUGCAAAAACACAUGGUUUUUAUAAGUCUAAAUUCUGGGCAAUCAAAGUUAGACUCUCCAAAGUUAAAGGCCAAACCAUAUUUGGGAAGAAUUGCCGCAAGAAUAAGGACGUCGAUGGGAGUAACCCUGUUCAUAACAACCUCACCUUUAACAGCUCCAUUGUAAGUGAGAACAAUAACGUACUUCUUGGGAAUAUCUAG